Messenger RNA from Mercenaria mercenaria, 1068 nucleotides. RefSeq names its product monocarboxylate transporter 14-like. The transcript is spliced from 4 exons. The record is from RefSeq and is a predicted model, not a curated record. Gene Ontology annotation, biological process: transmembrane transport; monocarboxylic acid transport. Bases 1 to 1068 code for a protein of 355 amino acids. Gene Ontology annotation, molecular function: monocarboxylic acid transmembrane transporter activity. NCBI's taxonomy places the organism in Eukaryota, Metazoa, Mollusca, Bivalvia, Venerida, Veneridae.
AUGAUUGGAUUAUUUAUACCAAAACGUCUUUUCAUUGGAUGUCCAGUUGGGUGUUUCUUCAUCAAAAGAUACGGUUGUCGAACAUGUGCGGUCAUAGGUGGUUUGACAGCAGCAGUUGGCUUUGGUCUUGGUGUAAGUUACACGGCUGGCAUGGCGGUACUGAACAUUUACUUUGACAAGUUUAAAACGCUGGCAACGGAGCUAGCUUCUAUUGGUCAAAAUACAGGUCUAGUUAUAUAUGCAAGGCUUGUCAUAUAUCUCGAAGAAUCGUAUGGUUGGAGAGGGAUGAUGUUGAUUCAUGGUGCAAUAGCUUUUAAUCUUUGCGUAUGCGCUUGUGCCAUGUUUCCUCUCAAAAUAGAGGAACGUUUAAAAGCUGAAGAUUUCCUGAAGACUAAUGAUGAGUUCAAAGGCAAAAAGAAAAAGAUGCAUUUUGUAAAUGUGAAGUUAUUCAAAAAGACUUCAUUCAUCAUGUUUUGUGCAAGUAAUAUAUUUGUAAAUACUAGUUCGUGCAUUUAUAUUUUACACUUGCCGUCAUAUUUAAAAGAAGCAGGAUUUACACAAGGACAGUUAGGAACUGUGCUAAUGGUGUUCGGGAUUUCGAACUUCGUAGGAAAAGUGAUUUAUAGUUUAUUAGGCCAGCAUCCUAGAAUUGAUGAAACCAGUCUUUAUACCGUAUCACUAACCGCAGCUGGUGUAUCUGUGUUUCUUACCCCAAUGUUCCUGACAAAGGCUGGUGUUAUGACUACAGCUGGACUGGCUGGGUUUUUCCAUUGUGUGACUGGAGCAUUGCUUCAUGCGGUUAUUUACGGAAUUGUAGGAUUUGAAAGAUUUGCUGACGGAAUUGGCUUGUCACUUCCUUUCAAAGCAGUUGGAAAUCUUAUUGGUGGUCCUCUGGCAGGAUUAAUGCUUACAACGACGGGCGAUUAUGCAUUUUCCUUUUACCUAUCCGGUGUUAGCAUGGUUAUAGCAUCCCUGCUAAUGAUUCAGCCCGUGUUAAACCACAGAUGUAGAGGGGCACAGACAAGAAACAAGGUUUUAUAUACAGUACGCGAAACAGAUAUUGGAUAA